AUGCCCGCAGUCACGUCCAAAAAACUAGUAAUUGUCGGUGAUGGUAUGGUGGGCAAAACAGCCCUCCUGCAGUCCUUUGUCAGAGGCAAGUAUGAGGGCGAUUAUACACCGACUGUUUUCGAAACCAGCGCCGAAGAAGUUCACCUCCCUGACGGACGCAGUGUGACUCUGAGUCUCUGGGAUACCGGUGGUCAGGAGGAGUUUGAUCAGAUAAGGCAGCUGGCCUAUCCCGGCGCGGCUGUCGUGAUCCUCUGCUAUGCCAUCGACUGCCAGACCAGUCUGCACAACGUGGUUCACACAUGGAACGGUGAGGUUCGUCAUUUCUGUCCCACAUCCCCCAUCAUUCUUGUUGGAUGUAAAUCUGACCUGCGACAGGCUCUACUGCCCUCGCAACAAACGAAGGCCUCUCCGCGUGCACUGAAGCACGACCAGCUGGUUGACCCCGAUGAGGCUUCUGACGUGCAGCAGCAGAUCGGCGCGCUCGUUCACCUUGAGUGUUCCGCAGUGACGAGGGCAAAUGUGAAAGCUGUCUUUCAGUUGGCUGCAAUGGCCGUCCUAAAUACGGAGAAGACUAACCGUCCCACUAUUUUCGGGAGUUUGAAUGUAAAAUCUGCAAGCAGCAAACACGGAUCCAAGAGGCGCAGUUCGAAAACGGAGCGCUCCAAAACUUGUUGCUUUCCAUUUAAACAAUCACGCGAAGGGUGA
Messenger RNA from Spirometra erinaceieuropaei, 705 nucleotides. Lineage: Eukaryota; Metazoa; Platyhelminthes; Cestoda; Diphyllobothriidea; Diphyllobothriidae. The record is from the annotation of a GenBank genome assembly.